UAGUUCCGCCAUGGAAGUUCUUUACGAGUCAGCAAAUUUUUCGACAAAAUGACUAGUUCAGUUGAAGUAAUUGAAGAUAAUUCACAGUUGAACGAAAAUGAAACUAACAUGGAUUUUGCAACUUCUGAGAAACAAGAAGCACGUGCAUUUUUACGUGAACGAUUUCUCCGUGUAAUUACUGGAAUUGUUGGUAAACAAGCAGAUUUUUACUUAUACGAAAAUACGCGGGUUUCUGCCGAGUUUAGAGGUUGUGAUGUAGAAUGUUUGGAAGUAUAUACACGGAAUUUGGAAACACCAUUGGGCAAGAUUCCAGAAGCUGUUCUAAGAACAAGUGACAUUAUUUAUAUGGAUAUGAAUGACAUUAAUGUAGUACAAUAAAUUUUCAAAAUACAGGGAAACGUGACUACAAUGAAACAAUUCUGAUGAACUGGCACGAGUAUUGGUUAUGUCGAGCAGAUUAGAAGAAGAAAUUGAAAAAUUACUUAUCAAUUCUUCGAACGAGUUAAAUAACGUCGAUGCGUUAUUCAAUUUGUUGCAUCAACUGAUUACGAAGAGUAUCGUUAUUGAUCGACGAUUCAAAUAAAAUAAAUAAUUCGUAAUUCAAUGAAUUUUUAUUUUUUACUUAUGUAAAAAAAAAAAGUAUAGUAUUUUUAACGUAGAAAAAUGAAUUGUAAUUAACUUCUCUUCUGUGUUAUUUAAUGUUAUUUAAUACCGUCGAGUUAUUUUUUUGAUUAUACAAUACGGAGACGAGAGUUAGAAAUCAUCUUUAAAGGAGAAUUAAUAAUCGAUAAUUGGUAUUCAUCUUCGUAAUAAUUUUAAAAUUCAUAUAAUUUUCCGUAAGAGACGAAAAAAAAAAAAAAAGAAAAAAAAGAAAAAAUU
Apis laboriosa (Himalayan honeybee) is the source of this 879-nucleotide messenger RNA. RefSeq names its product gem-associated protein 7-like. The record is from RefSeq and is a predicted model, not a curated record. Gene Ontology annotation, cellular component: SMN-Sm protein complex. Gene Ontology annotation, biological process: spliceosomal snRNP assembly. The coding region runs from base 49 to 378 and encodes 109 amino acids. Lineage: Eukaryota; Metazoa; Arthropoda; Insecta; Hymenoptera; Apidae. The transcript is spliced from 3 exons.